AUGGAUUUGGACUUGAGCCAGGUGGUUUCCCCUAAUUACGGGGUGCUGGACAGUUUUGAGGACACUUAUGGACAUUUAUUGAACCACAGACCUCAUCAUGUCGGCGACUACACUCUCAAUCCCUUAGUCCUGAGUAUUUUGGAUACACUACCGCAAAGCAUGCCGGAAUCAUCGUUCAAUGAAAUUUCGCCACCCGACAGGGUUGCUGGUUUGUCUGAUAUUUUAGUCGAUCGAACUGAUCACAUUCCAGAUCUUAUGCAAAUGGAAAUGUCGUCAUUUUUACCGGCCGCGUUCCAUGACGACGUAAUGAGUGACGAUCCAUUGUACAGUGCGAGGCAUACAGACUUAUGCCGAGAUCUCGACUCUGAAGAUGUUUCUAUGUCAACACUGACUAAAACGAUCAAUUCAUUGAAUAAUGAAAUACAUCGCCUUCAUAACCAGAAUACACACAGUGUUUCGCCUGUUUGCCAACUCGAUGAAACGAUGUCCUUACCAACGCCAUUAUCAUCAUCGGUUAACCAAUCACGGAGCACAUCCCCGGUAAUGGCGGCGUAUAUCGAACUUUCAAACUCUGUGUCGCCGUCGCCAACACUUCCCCAAUCAUCUGACGAAACCAUAGCGACCCUAUCACGUGAAACGAAUACAAAAUCCGGUCCCUGGACCGAACAUAUACCAUUAAGCUCAAACGUGGCAAUCCAAUCCCCUUCCGAUCCGCCAUCACCAAGGACGCUCCAUGUGACACAUACGUCAUCAAUCCCACACCAAACUUCGACUGUCAGAUUACCAUUUUACGUAGCUGCCGACCAGGCAGUAAAAAUGGAAACUAAUUAUUCGAUAAAGCUCGAGUGUGCAGGGGGAACGGAGAUUUCUAAUUCACAGCAUGUACAGAACGGAUCUGUAAGUGGCAUGGACGGGAUUAAAAGAAUGACAUCUGACGAUAGCGACAUAUCGACACGAACAUUGAGUUCAGAUUACAAUACCCAGCUCUGUGUGACCAUCGUCGCUCCCGUGACUGUCAAUGAAAUGCUGGACGGACCUCGGAAAAAGACAAAGCAAAAACGCGGCAAGAACCUACCAUGCGCAGUGUGCGGAGACAUGGCUCAGUGUUUUCACUAUGGUGUGGCCGCAUGUGAGGGCUGCAAGGGUUUUUUUAAGAGAACAGUACAAAAAAGUUCUCGAUACCUGUGUUUGGAGAAGCAGAGUUGUCGAGUAGACAAACGAAGGAGGAACCACUGCCAGUAUUGUCGAUUUCAGAAAUGCCUCGAGGUUGGAAUGAUGAAGGAUGUUGUUCGUAAGGAUGGCUUGAAAGGACGUCGAGGGCGCCUGCCAAGCACCGACAGACGACAAUCUCAUGGAACGAUUAACUCUCCGUCGUCGCCGAUUAGUCUGAUCACUCAGCUUGUCCGGGCAUAUCUUGAUACCUCUCCGACAACGUCAUCAUUGGACUACAGUCAAUUUCAAGAACCCCCGAAAGUAAAAACGGUGGAAUGGAAAACCUCGAUGUUGGUAUCGAAACCGAGCGAUCCCCAUGAGAGAUUACAUCAAUUCUAUGACAACUUGUGCGCAUCAUUUCAUUUAAUCCGACUGUGGAGUGAGAAGAUACCCGGAUGGAAUGAUCUUCAACGCCAAGACAGAGACUUACUUUUACAGACAGCAACACUGGAAGUGUUUAUACUUCGAGUCGCCUAUAGGUAUCGCCCUAUUAAACAACAUGUCGUGUUUUGUAACGGUAAAGUUCAUCAUCGUUGCCAGGCAAUGCUAGGAUUUGGAGAGUGGCUGAACUACAUCAUCGAUUUCUGUGAACAGGUACACAAGAUGGAUAUCGAUAUCUCGACGUUUGCUUGCCUCAAUGUUCUCACUUUAGUAACAGAACGUCAUGGACUAGAAUAUCCCAAGCAGGUUGAAAUGCUACAAGACUCCAUCAUCGAGUCACUGCAGGACCACCUCAUGAACAGUGCCGCUACUGAAAACAGGGAUAACUACUUGUCGAAGUUGCUGUUAUUGAUCCCGGAACUGCGCACGCUCAGUAAACAGGGUCUACAUCGCUUGUACUACCUCAAACUAGAGGGUGGCAUUCCUGCCCCACCUAUGGUGAAUAAAAUGUUCCAGCCCGAUUUGCCAUAUUAGGAUGGACGUCACGUCACGUAUGCUAUAUUUGCACUGACAAAAGAUUGCGUAAUUCCGACUGGCG
This is a messenger RNA of Saccoglossus kowalevskii, 2191 nucleotides long. Its product is annotated as nuclear receptor subfamily 4 group A member 1-like. The record is from RefSeq and is a predicted model, not a curated record. Lineage: Eukaryota; Metazoa; Hemichordata; Enteropneusta; Harrimaniidae. Gene Ontology annotation, molecular function: zinc ion binding; nuclear glucocorticoid receptor binding; nuclear receptor activity. Gene Ontology annotation, cellular component: nucleus; transcription regulator complex. Gene Ontology annotation, biological process: cellular response to corticotropin-releasing hormone stimulus; regulation of transcription by RNA polymerase II.